Messenger RNA from Diabrotica virgifera virgifera (western corn rootworm), 1292 nucleotides. Its product is annotated as NADH-cytochrome b5 reductase 3. Bases 269 to 1207 code for a protein of 312 amino acids. The record is from RefSeq and is a predicted model, not a curated record. Lineage: Eukaryota; Metazoa; Arthropoda; Insecta; Coleoptera; Chrysomelidae. Gene Ontology annotation, cellular component: mitochondrion. The transcript has 8 exons. Gene Ontology annotation, molecular function: oxidoreductase activity; FAD binding.
CACCUUCUAUUUUUUGGUAUGGUACAGAUUACCUGAUGUCUCUUUAAGAUAUUUUAAAAGGUUGAAAUAAAAAAUAUACUAUGUAAAUAGUUUUAAGAACGUCUGAAAUAUUCUUUAAGUUAACAGAAAACUAAGUUAUAUUAAGUGUCGGGUCGAGAUAGUUACAUAAACAUUCAAUAAUCGCGGUUUUCUCGUCGGGAUUCUGAUUUGCUGAAGAUUAUGAAUACAUUGAGUGGGUGGUGAGAACAAUUUGCUACAUCCGAAGAGAAUGUCUUCUUCUCAUUUGGUGCUGCCUUUGGUGCUAGGCGUAGGUGUGAUAGUUACGUCAUUUGUGAUAUAUAAGUUCUUUUAUUCUUCUCCAGAUGCACCUAGCAAAGUUACUAAAAGUAAAAGUAAAAAAGUCCUCUUGAAAGAUCCACAGACGAAAUAUCAACUACCAUUAAUAGAAAAAACUAUUAUCAGCCAUGAUACAAGAAACUUCAGGUUUGGUCUACCAGAAAAGGAUAUGGUGCUUGGUCUUCCUAUUGGUCAGCAUAUUAUACUGUCCGCUAAAAUCAACGAUGAGUUAGUUAUAAGAUCAUACACUCCUGUGUCAUCAGAUGACGAUCAAGGAUACGUUGAUUUAGUUAUUAAGGUAUAUUUCAAAAAUGUUCAUCCCAAAUUUCCAGAUGGUGGCAAAAUGACUCAACAUUUAGAAUCCCUUAAAAUUGGCGACACUAUCGAUGUACGAGGUCCAGCGGGAAGAAUUGAGUACUUGGGUCAUGGUAAAUUUACAGUGAAAAAACUUAGGAAGGAUCCACCAGAAGAAAUAACAGUGAAGAAAGUUAACCUCAUUGCUGGAGGUGUAGGAAUAACUCCAAUCUUACAGUUGAUCAGACACAUCCUCAAAGACCCCACUGACACAACAGAAUGUGCAUUAUUGUUUGCAAAUCAAACAGAAGACGAUAUUUUGUUAAGACCAGAAUUAGAAGAAGCAGUGAAGAGUAGACCUAAUAGUUUCAAGUUAUGGUAUACUUUGGACAGACCCGGACCAGAUUGGAAAUAUAGUUCCGGUUUCAUCAACGAAGAAAUGUUAAAAGAACACUUGUUUCCCGCUUCUGAUGAUGCUUUAGUCCUCAUGUGUGGUCCCCCACCAAUGAUAAACUUUGCUUGUACUCCAAAUUUGGAGAAACUUGGCCACGAAAAACAAAGGCUGCUUGCUUAUUGAAUAAUUAAAAAUUUUAAAUGUUUAUUCUUGUUUUUUGUAUAUUUCUGUUGCAAUAGUGAAAUAAAUAAGUACAACAUUUUUAAAA